Messenger RNA from Brassica rapa (field mustard), 5654 nucleotides. RefSeq names its product aldehyde oxidase GLOX. Lineage: Eukaryota; Viridiplantae; Streptophyta; Magnoliopsida; Brassicales; Brassicaceae. The record is from RefSeq and is a predicted model, not a curated record.
UACAUUUGACAAGUCCUGUGUAUACAUGAUUCCAAACUAUUGAAAUAAUAAUGGGAAGUUAGCAUCUUCAUAACUGGAUUUCAUACUCUUACUAAAAAUAGAAGUUACAUGAGUACACCUUAACGUACUACUACAGUGCAGAGUACAGACUCAAAAGCCCAAUGGGUUGAAUCAGCUGGUGUCAUACCGAGUAUAAGUUAGGCCCAUAUAAGUAUUAAGGGAACCCCUGUUCUUGCCAUCCAAGUAACUACAAUUGUACUCUUGCAGUCAGAAGUUUAUUAAUGGCGGGACACUCGGUUCCCCCAACAGAACAAGAAAUGCAAACUCAAAUCUCAUAAAUAUUUCACACAGCAAGUUGAUAAUCGCCAUACUGUUUAUCUCUGAAAAGAUAGUCCGUGAUCAAUUUAUACAGAUCCAGAUUCACCAACUUAGUUUUACAUUUCAAAAGCAAUAAAUCAUUUCUUGACCCUUAUGAUGAUAAUAAAUCUACAGGUCAUUAUGUACAUACUACACAGUAGCACCGCGAGUCUGUGAUUAUACAUUUCACCAAGAAAGAAAAAACACCAUAAAUGUUUCUUAAGUAUUUCAAGAAAGACAAUACUUACCCAAAAAAGCUUUAACUGUUAAAUCUCGUUCUCCGGUGAAACAAGAUUCAGAGCUGAAAAAAGAAGAAGACGAGAUAUGAAAGAGGAAAGAUUCAAGAAGAACUUAUACGCAGUCAUUUUUUCUUUCUUCUUCCUCUGUUCCACGUCGGACUUGCUCCUCCCACGUUCGCCGUUAGCGAUUCUCACCGGCGGGAGGUGGGAUCUCCUGCAGCCGAGUAUAGGCAUCUCCGCCAUGCACAUGCAACUCCUCCACAACAACAAAGUCGUCAUCUUCGACCGUACCGACUACGGCCCUUCGAACCUCUCCCUCCCUUCUCAAACUUGCCGAAACGCCACCGUUUUCGACUGCUCUGCUCAUUCUCUCCUAUACGACGUCGCUUCAAACACAUUUCGUCCACUCACUCUCCAAUCCGACACGUGGUGCUCCUCCGGCUCAUUGAACGCCUCGGGCUCCUUGAUCCAAACCGGCGGUUACGGCGUCGGCGAACGAGCUGUACGGAUAUUCACACCUUGCGAAGGCGUUUCUUGCGAUUGGGUUGAGAACAGAGCGUAUCUCUCCUCUCGCCGGUGGUACUCCACCAAUCAGAUUCUCCCCGACGGCCGGAUCAUCAUCGUCGGCGGAAGAAGAGCCUUCACCUACGAGUUUUACCCCAAGAAUCCCGGAAAAUCUGUUUUCUACCUCAGAUUCUUGGCGGAGACGAGAGAUCCUAACGAAGAGAACAAUCUUUAUCCGUUUCUUCAUCUUCUUCCCGACGGCAACCUAUUCAUCUUCGCUAACCGGAGAUCGAUCCUGUUCGAUUUCGUCAAUCACCGAAUCGUCAAGGAGUUUCCGGAGAUUCCCGGCGGCGAUAAACGGAAUUACCCCAGCACCGGCUCCUCCGUGCUCCUCCCUCUCUUUCUCACCGGAGAGAAUAACCGAUCGAAGGUAUCGGCGGAAGUUCUGGUUUGCGGCGGUGCUCCUCCCGGAGCGUUUCUAAAGGCGGCGAGGACGAUCCCUAAAGUCUUCGUCGGAGCGUCUCGCACGUGCGGGAGGUUGAAAGUGACCGACCCGGACCCGAUAUGGGUCAUGGAGCAGAUGCCGUCGCCACGUGUCAUGCCUGAUAUGCUGUUAUUACCGAACGGUGACGUUUUGAUCAUUAACGGCGCGGCGAAUGGAACCGCUGGCUGGGAAGACGCUACAAACGCUGUUCUCAACCCGAUUUUAUACUUACCCAACGAACCCGACCCGACCCGGAGAUUUGAAAUUCUCGCGCCAACUCGAAUCCCUAGAAUGUACCACUCGGCGUCUCUCCUCCUCUCCGACGGCAGAGUUUUGAUCGGAGGAAGCAAUCCUCACCGGAGUUACAAUUUCACGGCGAGGCCGUACCCGACGGAGCUCAGUCUCGAGGCCUAUCUCCCGCGUUACCUCGAUCCGCAGUACGCGCGAGUGAGGCCGUCAAUUCUCACGGUGGAGCUCGCCCGCAAUAUGAUGUACGGAAAGUCAUUUUCAGUUACGUUCGUGAUCCCGGCGUUUGGAAUGUUCGACGGAGGAGUGUCGGUGCGGCUCGUGGCUCCGCCGUUCAGCACGCACUCGACGGCGAUGAACCAGAGGUUGCUGGUCUUGCGCGUGAGGCGCGUCGCUCAGUUAUCUGCUUUCGCGUACAAAGCUGACGUGGAUGGCCCGACGAACUCCUACGUGGCACCACCUGGGUAUUAUAUGAUGUUCGUGGUUCACCGUGGAAUUCCGAGCGAGGCUGUUUGGGUUAAACUUUGAAGCUGUUCUUCUUUUUACCGUGGACUUUGCGUUUGACUCUUUUGUUUUUUACAGAUUCAUUUUUUGAAAAGUGUUGUAAAACAUUUUGUUUUGGUGAAAGUAAGAGUUAAUAAUGGAAACUAAGACCAUGCGCAUCAGGGGCUUUAGACGGGUUCACGGGCCCGAGUUCUAAGGCCGGAGUAAUUAAAAAACAAUUUAAAAUGGGUUUGUGUCGAUGAAACGGGCCUUACGGUUGAUCCGCUAUGAAGCGGAUUUAGCCACGCGUCAUAUCCUGGUUGGACGAGAGAAACCGCGUAGAGGGGGAGGAAAGACGGGUUUCCCCGUGUCUCUUCUCAUUUUCUCUUCUCGAAACAAAAGCUAGGGUUUGUUGUGUGAGAGGCGAUAAUACGAGUGACGCGGAGUCUUCACGAGAUUCUCGUUCAAAUCGACGACGGAGAGUCUUCUCCACGACCUCUGGUAAGUAUCGAGUAGAUCGACGGUUUAAUUUCGUUUAAUUUGGUCGAAAUCGUUUACUGAGAUUUAAAAUCAAUUUGGGGUUUUCGAGUUUCGGAUGUAAAUCGAUAACUGGGUUUCGAUUAAUUGAUGUAAAUCGACAUGCGCGUUUAAUUUAGGGUUUGUUUGUGUGAGAUUUCAAAUCGAUUGAGGGGUUUGGAGUUAGGGUUCUCAAUUGAUUCGUUGAUUCGUUUUAUAGUUUUAAUUCCUCAAGAGGGCUCGAUAUAGGGGUCGUUUUAGUAUAUUGUUUCGAUUAUAAUGUUCUAAUAUAUUGGGGUUUUUUCACAGAUGGAUCCCGCGGAUGAGAGAAGCCAUUCAAAGAGACAAAAGGAGUAUUUUGACAUGCUACAAUACACUUGUGAUUCAGAAUAUGGGAUUCCUAGAAGGUGUUCCUGUGGUGGGAGAAUCAUCGACGAGGUUCGAGCCAAGGAGGAGUACGACACUCUUCCUGGGAAGAGGUUCUUCACGUGCGUCAACUACGAGGUAAUGUGGGUUUCAACCUCCUGAUUUUGUUUUUACAUUGUAUAUAUUUCUUGAAAAACCACCUCUGAUAUUUGUUUUGUUCCAAACAAGGCUGAUGGGUUUCACUACCGUCAGCCUUGGGUGUUUGGUGUCCAGGAGCAGAUGGAACGCUUACUCAAGCGUCUUGAGGAGGCUGAGGAGGUGAUGAAGUGGGUGCCGAGUCUCAAAAACAAUAUUGAGACUCUGGAGGCCGAGGCAAAAGGGCUGAGUGACCAGGUUGAUCGACUAACUGGGGAGGUUUACAACCUGACGGUGCAAGUGUCUGUGCUGGAGAAGCUCUGCUUCGACUAACAAGCAAAGGUAAACACUCAAACUUAACUGAACUAGAACAGAACUGCAAGUGAAUAAGGAUUGUAAAAGUACAACCUAAUAAAGUAUCUGUUAAAAACAUUUAUAGUUUUUAAUAACUUUUCAAACUAGGUAGAGUACAACCUACUUUAAAAACUUAUCGAAAAUUUUUAAAGUGAUUUGAUUGGUAAUGAAUGGUAACUGUGAAUAAGUUGUUGUGUAAUUAAGUUAAGUAGUUGUGUAAUUUACUGCAGUAGUUGUUGUGUAAUAAAGCAAUGCGAAAACUAGUUUAAAACAUAGGCAUUUCACUUCUAAAAACACAAACAAUCAAACCUUAAAAAUCACACAAACCCCUUAACAACAAACCAAAAUCACACAAUGGACCCUUUUUCCCUAAACUCUCACGGGUUUGUUAACUUGUUAGCUUCGCAGAGCAGUCCUACAAUAGACGUAGACUCUGCUGAGGCACCUGUUAGCUCUCCCGGGUUAGUUAAACCAGCGGAAAGGAGAAAGUGGACCACAAAAGAAGAUCUUGUGUUGAUUAGUGCUUGGUUGAACACCAGCAAAGAUCCAAUAAUUAGUAAUGAGCAGAAGUUAGGGGCUUUUUGGAAGAGAAUUGAGGCGUACUUCAAUGCUAGUCCUCAGCUCAUUGGCUCCAUUCCUAGAGAGUGGGGUCAAUGUAAGCAGAGGUGGGGAAGGGUGAAUGCGGAGGUUUGUAGGUUUGUGGGUUCCCAUGAGGCCGCUCUGAAGCAGCAAGCUAGUGGGCAAAGUGAAAAUGAUGUCAUGAAGGCGGCUCAUGACAUCUAUUUCAAUGAUUAUAAUGCCAAGUUUGCGCUUGAACAUUGCUGGAGGGAACUUCGGUUUGAUCAGAAGUGGAAGUCACACUCUCAGCCGAAGGAGAAAAAUAAGGAAUCUGGUGCGGAGCCGGUGGCUGAGGAGGCAGAGGUUAGGCCUCCAGGCAUUAAGGCUUGCAAAGCGGGGAAACGCAAGAAGCCAGACGACGUAGCUUAUGAUAAAAUACAUAGCAUCCUAGCUAAUAAAAACACCAUUUCCAGACAAAAGAUCCUUGAUCGUCUGCUAGUAAAGGACACACUUUCCCCUAGUGAAGAAGCUCUGAAGGAGAAACUCAUCUCUGAAAUGCUUGAUUGAAUGUGUUGUCUAAUUGUUUCCCCUAGUAAAGCCGUCUCAUGUGUAGGAACUUGUUUGAAUAUGAUUGAUUGAAUGUGUUUUCUUAAUCUCUUGUCUUUGUCUCUGUUUUAAUCACGGGUGCUUUCUUUUGCAGGUACCGGGUGGGAAAGCGUCUUGAAGUCACGGGUGGUUUGAAGCUUUGUCGUAAGUGUAGCCUUUUUAAUCUCUUGUCUUUGUCUCUGUUUUAAUCACGGGUAGAAAGUGUAGCCUUUUGUUUCAUGCUACAUCUUUCAUGUACUAUGGUUGUAAUGUUGCUGUUGAUUCACGGGUGGUUGUGUACCCUUUAUCUAAGUGUAAACUUGAACUCUCUCCCUUUAUAUAAAUGUAUGGUCUUUGGUUAUUGUACAGAACAAGGCAAACUUGAACUCUCUCCCUUGACAAACUUCUCUUCUAUUCUAUUCUUUCUCUUCUUUCUCUUCUUUAUUGUCUCUUCUAUUCUAGGCUCUAUUCUUUCUCUUCUGAUCGUGGUGCUCUAUCUGAUCGUGUAACAACAAGCUUCAAACCACAACAACUACUCAACUUGAACAACCUUCACAACCUCAACAAGCUUCACAACUCAACUUGCUUGAAACCACAACAACCUUCAAACACUCAACAACAAACUCAAGGUAAGUGAAUGAUAGAAUUAGGAAAAAUAAGAUUAGGAAAAAUAUGAUAGAAUUAAUAUAAUUGAAUAAUGAAAAAAAAAGAUUAAGAAAAAUAUGAUUGAAUAAUGAAAAAACAAAGUGAUGAAGUUUAUGAAUAUUAUUGAAUAAUGGGAAAAAAAAAAGAUUAAGAAAAAUAUGAUUGAAUAAUGAAAAAAAAAA